CUGUCUCCCUCUCUCGACAAACUGCCCAGGAGUGAGCAGCUGCUCUCGGAGGGCCCGACGGAGACGGACAGACACACUGACUGCCUGACACCCAAGCCUGCCAACUAGCCAGCCUGUGCCCGGCUGCUUGCCCUUCCCAGGCAUGCCCACCAUGUGGCCCCUGUGGCUCCUCGCAUCCCUGCUGGCCCUGAGCCAUGCCCUGCCGUUUGAGCAGAAGGGCUUCUGGGACUUCACCCUGGACGACGGGCUGCCCAUGCUGAACGAUGAGGAGGCUUCAGGUGCUGAGACGACCUCAGGUGUCCCGGACCUGGACUCCCUCACGCCCACCUUCAGCGCCAUGUGUCCUUUUGGCUGCCACUGCCACCUGCGGGUUGUUCAGUGCUCCGACCUGGGUCUGAAGUCUGUGCCCAAGGAGAUCUCCCCCGACACGACGCUGCUGGACCUGCAGAACAACGACAUCUCCGAGCUCCGCAAGGAUGACUUCAAAGGCCUCCAGCACCUUUACGCUCUCGUCCUGGUGAACAACAAGAUCUCCAAGAUCCACGAGAAGGCCUUCAGCCCCCUGCGGAAGCUGCAGAAGCUCUAUAUCUCCAAGAACCACCUGGUGGAGAUCCCUCCCAACCUGCCCAGCUCCCUAGUGGAGCUCCGAAUCCAUGACAACCGCAUCCGCAAGGUGCCAAAGGGCGUGUUUAGUGGGCUGCGCAACAUGAACUGCAUUGAGAUGGGCGGGAACCCCCUGGAGAACAGUGGCUUUGAGCCUGGAGCCUUCGAUGGCCUGAAGCUCAACUACCUGCGCAUCUCUGAGGCCAAGCUCACCGGCAUCCCCAAAGACCUCCCCGAGACCCUGAAUGAACUCCAUCUGGACCACAACAAAAUCCAGGCCAUCGAGCUGGAGGAUCUGCUCCGCUACUCCAAGCUGUACAGGCUGGGCCUGGGCCACAACCAGAUCCGCAUGAUCGAGAACGGGAGCCUAAGUUUUCUGCCCACCCUGCGGGAGCUGCACUUGGACAAUAACAAGCUGUCCAGGGUGCCUUCUGGCCUUCCGGACCUCAAGCUCCUCCAGGUGGUCUAUCUGCACACCAACAACAUCACCAAGGUGGGCGUCAACGACUUCUGCCCUGUGGGCUUCGGGGUGAAGCGGGCGUACUACAACGGCAUCAGCCUCUUCAACAACCCUGUGCCCUACUGGGAGGUGCAGCCAGCCACUUUCCGCUGCGUCACUGACCGCCUGGCCAUCCAGUUUGGCAACUACAAAAAGUAGAGGCAGCGGCAGCCACUGUGGUGGCCUGGGCGGGGUCUCUGGGGAGCACAGCAGACAUCCUGAAGGGAAGGGCAGAGCGAGGGAGAGAAGCCAGUGCCCAGCUGCACCCAACCCAGCCCCGCCCUUGAUCCCGGACCCCUACUCGCUGCCUCCUGACGCCCUCAUCCUGGCUCCCAAGCGUGCGGAUGGGGCACAAGACCCAGCCACCGUCACAAGCGUCUUGGCUUCAGAGCUGCCCCUGUCCCCCACCUCAUAGCCACUCAGAGGCACCCUCAUAAAGCUUUCUUCCCAUUCACCCUGAGAUCAAAUCGCCCAAGGCUCCGGUCCAAGGAAGACAGUCCCUGGGUCUGGGGGUGGGAAGGGGCUAACAGGGAUGGAGACAGCCCACCCCACCUGCCUGGCACACCUUCCUUCUUCUCAUCUCCUUCCAACUUCCAACCCUCCUUAGCCUGGCCUGCUACCCUUGGCUUUCCAUGCUUCCCCCACCCUUCUACAAG
This is a messenger RNA of Hyaena hyaena (striped hyena), 1758 nucleotides long. RefSeq names its product biglycan (gene BGN). The record is from RefSeq and is a predicted model, not a curated record. Gene Ontology annotation, molecular function: protein binding. NCBI's taxonomy places the organism in Eukaryota, Metazoa, Chordata, Mammalia, Carnivora, Hyaenidae. The coding region runs from base 143 to 1261 and encodes 372 amino acids. The transcript is spliced from 8 exons.